Messenger RNA from Ceutorhynchus assimilis (cabbage seed weevil), 1531 nucleotides. The record is from the annotation of a GenBank genome assembly. Lineage: Eukaryota; Metazoa; Arthropoda; Insecta; Coleoptera; Curculionidae.
GGUGACUCGCGAGCACUUUUUAAAUGUGACAAGUGUGACGAUCACACUAGUCACAUUUGACGUUAGUGUCGUAGAAGGUCAGAGUUGGUUGUGGAUUGUGGGACUUUUCCAGUAGAAAAACAGCCAAGAAAAAAUGUUUUCCAGACUAGUAAGACCCACAAUGGUUUCGGCCAGGAACUUUUCCACCAGCAAACAGAACAACUACAAAGUAGCAGUCUGUGGAGCCUCAGGUGGCAUUGGUCAACCCCUCUCAUUACUCUUGAAAAACAACCCCCUUGUCUCUGAGUUGGCCCUAUACGAUAUCGUCCACACUCCUGGUGUAGCUGCUGAUCUUUCUCACAUAGAGACUGCUUCAAAAGUCAAGGGAUACAAUGGCCCCGAAAAUCUUUUGGACGCUCUUAGAAAUGCUGACGUCAUUAUUAUUCCUGCCGGUGUACCGAGAAAGCCUGGUAUGACCAGAGACGACCUUUUCAAUACCAACGCCGGUAUUGUCCGUGAUCUAGCCAAGGCAGCAGCUGAGGUAGCUCCAAACGCCCUUAUCGGUAUUAUUACCAACCCUGUCAACUCCACUGUACCAAUUGCUUGUGAAGUACUUAAACAGGCUGGCAAAUUCGACCCUAACAGGGUAUUUGGUGUCACCAGCUUGGACAUUGUUAGAGCCAACACAUUUAUUGCUGAAGCCAAAGGACUCAACCCCAAAGACGUAAACAUACCUGUUAUUGGUGGGCAUUCGGGUGUCACUAUUAUUCCCCUAAUUUCAAGAGCAACUCCAUCAGUAAGCUUCUCAGAAGAGAAACUUAAAGCUUUGACUGGCAGAAUUCAGGAAGCCGGUACCGAGGUUGUAAAAGCCAAAGCUGGCGCUGGAUCAGCCACCUUAUCCAUGGCUUAUGCCGGAGCCCGUUUUGCAAACUCGCUCCUCAGGGGUCUUAAAGGAGAAUCGAAUGUUAUCGAACCUGCCUAUGUAGUCUCCAAUGUUACAGAAGCUGAAUACUUCUCGACACCUUUAUUGCUUGGCAAGAAAGGUCUUGAAAAGAACUUAGGAUUGGGAAAUCUCAGCGACUACGAACAACAAUUAUUGAAAGCAGCUAUUCCCGAACUGAAAAAGAACAUCAAUGCUGGAGUGGAGUUCGCCAAAAAGUAAAUCAAUCACUCGUUUUCCAAAAAAAAAAAACUAAUAAAAAUUACAUAUACACCUAGUCUGAUUUAUGUACAACAGGUUUCCAUGGGAAAUUAAUUUUAUAUAGAAAGUUUUUAUACAAAAAAGUUAUCCUUUUUUUAGGUCCCUGAGGGAGAAAAAGUGGGCAUUUGCAUUUUAAGUUUCAACUAUUAUUUAUAUUGUACAGUGUUAAUUUUUUUCCAUUGUGAUUUUAUGCCAUCAAAUUGUAUUAUGUUAAUUUUAAUUUAAUUUAAUAAAAGUCGUUUAUUUUGGUUUGAUUGAUUUGUUGAGUGCAUUAGUGCAAAAUUAAAAAAUCUAGUUAGUUAUAUGUUUAUGUUGCAAUUAUUAUUCAGAAUCUUAAUGAGGAGAAGCUAC